ACACGACCUUUUAUCUGAAAAAUUAUUAUUAUUGUUGGAGAGAUGAAAAAAAAAAAAUUAUGAGUCAAGUUAACUAUGAUACAGUAUAAUAAUUGCGUUAUAAAACUAUAGCAUUACAUUAUGAGUGGUGCAGUUAAGCUUGAAAAUACGGCCAGAAGAGAUGCUUUAAUCGACAUCGAAAAGAAGUAUCAAAAAAUCUGGUCGGAUGAAAAAGUCUUUGAAGUUAAUGCUCCAACUUAUGAGGAAGCACCAAUUGAUGAUCCUGAAGAAUUAAGAGCUAAAUAUCCUAAACAUUUUUCAACUAUGGCAUUCCCAUAUAUGAAUGGUACUUUACAUGCUGGACAUUCAUUUACUUUAUCAAAAGUUGAAUUUGCUACUGGAUUUGAAAGAAUGAAUGGUAAAAGAGCUUUAUUUCCAUUAGGAUUUCAUUGUACUGGUAUGCCAAUUAAAGCAGCAGCCGAUAAAAUUAAAAGAGAAGUUGAACUUUUUGGAACUGAUUUUUCUGGAGCUCCAACUGAUGAAGAAGAAGAAGAACCAAAAAAGGAAGCAUUUAAAACUGAAGAUGUAACUAAAUUUAAAGCUAAAAAAUCAAAAGCUGCUGCUAAACAAGGUAGAGGUAAAUUUCAAUUUGAAAUUAUGGGUCAAGCCGGUAUUCCAAAGGAAGAAAUUCCUAAAUUUGCUGAUUCUAAAUAUUGGCUUGAAUAUUUCCCUCAAUUAGUUCAAAGAGAUGUUACUAAUUUUGGUGGUAGAGUUGAUUGGAGACGUUCAUUUGUUACAACUGAUGCUAAUCCUUAUUUUGAUGCUUUUGUUAGAUGGCAAAUUACAAGAUUAAGAGAUUGUAGUAAAAUUAAAUUCGGUGAAAGAUAUACUAUUUAUUCUGAAAAGGAUGGUCAAGCAUGUUUAGAUCAUGAUAGGUCUUCAGGUGAAGGAUUAAAUCCUCAAGAAUAUACUGGUAUUAAAAUUAAAAUUACUGAAUUUGCUGAUGAAGCUAAAAAGAUUUUAGAUGAAAAUAAUUUUGAUACUGAAAAGAAUAAUAUAUUUUUAGUAGCUGCUACUUUAAGACCAGAAACAAUGUAUGGUCAAACUUGUUGUUUUGUAUCUCCAAAGAUUGAUUAUGGAUUAUUUCAUGUUGGUAAUGGUGAUUAUUAUAUUACUACUGAAAGAGCCUUUAAAAAUAUGUCUUAUCAAAAAUUAACUCCAACUAGAGGUGAUUAUAAAGCAACUCUUAUUAUUAAUGGUAAAUCAUUAAUUGGUUCUAAAAUUAAAGCUCCAUUAGCAGUUUAUGAUGAAUUAUAUAUUUUACCUAUGGAAACUGUUUUAGCUUCUAAAGGUACUGGAGUUGUUACAUGUGUUCCAUCUGAUUCACCUGAUGAUUUUAUUACUACUAAAGAUUUAUCUAAUAAACCUGAAUAUUAUAAUAUUAACAAAGAUUGGGUUAAAUCUCAAUUAGUUCCAAUUGUUCAAACUGAAAAGUAUGGAGAUAAAUGUGCAGAAUAUUUAGUUAAUGAAUUAAAGAUUCAAUCUCCAAAAGAUGCACUUCAAUUAGCUCAAGCUAAAGAAUUAGCUUAUAAAGAAGGUUAUUAUAAUGGUACUAUGAUGGUUGGUAAAUAUAAAGGAGAAAAAGUUGAAGAAGCUAAACCAAAAGUUAAAGCUGAUUUAGUUGCUUCUGGUGAUGCUUUUGUUUAUAAUGAACCAGAAGGUGUUGUUAUAUCAAGAUCAGGUGAUGAAUGUAUUGUUUCAUUAGAAGAUCAAUGGUAUAUUGAUUAUGGUGAAGAAUCUUGGAAAAAUCAAGCAUUAGAAUGUUUAGAAAGUAUGAAUACUUUUGCCAAAGAAACAAGACAUGGAUUUGAAGCUGUUUUAGAAUGGUUAAAAAAUUGGGCUGUUACAAGAAAUUUUGGUUUAGGUACAAGAUUACCAUGGGAUGAAAAAUAUUUAAUUGAAUCAUUAUCUGAUUCAACUAUUUAUAUGGCUUAUUAUACUAUUGAUCGUUUCUUACAUUCAGAUUAUUAUGGUAAAGUUAAAGGAGUUUUUGAUAUUAAACCUGAACAAUUAACUUAUGAAGUAUUUGAUUAUAUUUUUACUCGUCGUGAAAAUAUUACAACUGAUAUUCCAAUUGAACAAUUAAAAAUUAUUAGAAGAGAAUUUGAAUACUUUUAUCCAUUAGAUACCAGAAUUUCUGGUAAAGAUUUAAUUCCAAAUCAUUUAACUUUCUUCCUUUAUACUCAUGUGGCCCUUUUCCCAAAACAAUUUUGGCCAAGAGGUAUUAGAAUUAAUGGACAUUUAAUGUUAAAUAAUGCUAAAAUGUCUAAAUCUACUGGUAAUUUUAUGACUUUAGAACAAAUUGUUGAAAAAUUUGGUGCUGAUGCUUCAAGAAUUGCCUUAGCUGAUGCUGGUGAUUCUGUUGAAGAUGCUAAUUUUGAUGAAGGUAAUGCAAAUGCCGCUGUUUUACGUCUUACAACUUUAAAGGAAUGGUGUGAAGAUUUAGUUAAAAAUCAAGAUUCUCUUAGAACUGGUCCAACCGAUAAUUUCUUUGAUAAAGCUUUUGAACAUGAAAUGUCAGCAUUAGUUGAAGAAACUUAUGAACAUUAUAGUGCAACAUUUUAUAAAGCUGCAUUAAAGACUGGAUUAUUUGAUUUCCAAACUGCUAGAGAUUAUUAUAGAGAUUCAGUUUCUAAUACUAUUGGAAUGCAUAAAGAUUUAAUUCUUAAAUAUAUUGAAACUCAAGCAUUAUUAAUUGCUCCAAUUGCUCCACAUUUUGCUGAAUAUAUUUAUAAAGAAGUUCUUGGUAAUAAAGGAUCAAUUCAAACUACUAAAUUCCCAAGAGCUAGUGUUAAAGUAUCUAAAGAAAUUCUUGAUGGACUUCAAUAUGUUAAAGAUGUUGCUAGAUCAAUUCGUGAAGCUGAAGGUAAUGUUUUAAAGAAGAAGAAGGGUGGUAAACCAUCAGAAGUUGAUCAAACCAAACCAGUUAAAUUAUCAAUUUAUGUUUCUAAAACUUUCCCAAAUUGGCAAGAUAGUUAUAUUGAAUUAGUUCGAGAAUUAUUUGAAAGUCAAAAAUUAGAUGAUAAUAAAAUUAUUAGAGAAAAAGUUGGUAAAGAUAUGAAACGUGCUAUGCCAUUUAUUUCUUUAUUAAAGCAAAGAUUAACUAAAGAAUCUCCUGAAACUGUUUUUAAUAGAGAAUUAACUUUUAAUGAAAUUGAAGUACUUGAAGCGGUUGUAACUAAUCUUAAAAAGGCACCUUAUUGGCUUAAAGUUGAAGAACUUGAAUUAAUUUCCUUUGAUAAUGGAUCUACUAUUGGAACUAAUGUUCUUAAUGGUAAAGAGAUUGAAAUUCCUAAGCAAUCAAAGAUUAUUGAAGGAGCUGUUCCAGGAGAGCCUGGUAUUUUAAUUAACAAUCUUUAGAUUAAUAGAUACAAUGAUUUAAAUAAAUGAUAUAUAUUGUUAUUGUGUAUUGUAGUGUAUUGAAGUGUGUAUAACUAUAAACAUACUAUAGAUACUAGACAUACUAUAGAUACUAGACACACUAGACAC
This is a messenger RNA of Scheffersomyces amazonensis, 3528 nucleotides long. RefSeq names its product leucine--tRNA ligase (gene CDC60). The transcript has a single exon. The record is from RefSeq and is a predicted model, not a curated record. The coding region runs from base 121 to 3399 and encodes 1092 amino acids. NCBI's taxonomy places the organism in Eukaryota, Fungi, Ascomycota, Pichiomycetes, Serinales, Debaryomycetaceae. Gene Ontology annotation, molecular function: leucine-tRNA ligase activity; ATP binding; aminoacyl-tRNA deacylase activity. Gene Ontology annotation, biological process: leucyl-tRNA aminoacylation.